Messenger RNA from Didymella exigua CBS 183.55, 814 nucleotides. RefSeq lists its product as uncharacterized. The coding region runs from base 111 to 644 and encodes 177 amino acids. The transcript has a single exon. NCBI's taxonomy places the organism in Eukaryota, Fungi, Ascomycota, Dothideomycetes, Pleosporales, Didymellaceae. The record is from RefSeq and is a predicted model, not a curated record.
CGAUAGGAGCGAAGCCCUGCUCUUCCAAAUACCGGUACACACAUUCUCCCGACACGGCGCAGUCGACUGAUCAGCAACCAUAAGAGGAUUCGAUCUAUGUAUGUAUUCACAUGAUGGUGAUUGCUGAAACAAGGUCGGCUCGACUUCAACUGCCAUCUACUGUACCAACUCAGAACGGAUCUCGAUCUCGAUACAAAUCACACCUUGUUCCUCUGCGCGGACUCCAUUCCCAGGUAAUGGAACACGAGCAACGACCGAAACAGGUGUAUUCCCGUGCGGCGAGGCGGUGCAUGUCUUAUAGCCCCAGCUCACAUUCUAUGUACGCGUGCGUCGCACGACACUGCUGGAGUGAGCCGUUCGACUGCUUGAAGGUAUUUGAUAAAUUCGCAAUGACCAGGGCAGGCGAAGAUGCCUCGACCACCUACAACUUCUUUCUGGAAAAUAUCGUCCUAUCCGCGACCGUUAUGGUAAGGAUUCUGCAAUGUCGAGGCGUAGUGAUCUUUGCGCGCGGCACGAGAAAAAGAGAUAUCGUUUUACCGGCCUUCAGGGUCCAAGGCAGCAAUCGACAAGGCGAGCAUGGUCCACAUCCUUUUGGGAGCCGAAAGCUGGUGAUCCUCAUCAGCAUCCCCCUUUUUCUGCUCUAGCCGUCCGUUUUGGGCUUUAGCGAGCACAGUAGAGCACCCGCAUUGCAGCAAAUCACCACACCGACUUUCAGAUGCGUUUGCCGCUAUCCUCUCCUGGCACCCCUCGGAUUCCUUGACAGGUGUAGCAUACGGUCGAGUGGUCACAUGGCGGCCUGAGCAUGCCUACGUCG